This is a messenger RNA of Brienomyrus brachyistius, 2695 nucleotides long. Its product is annotated as fibulin-1-like. Lineage: Eukaryota; Metazoa; Chordata; Actinopteri; Osteoglossiformes; Mormyridae. The transcript is spliced from 17 exons. The coding region runs from base 173 to 2287 and encodes 704 amino acids. Gene Ontology annotation, molecular function: peptidase activator activity; calcium ion binding. The record is from RefSeq and is a predicted model, not a curated record. Gene Ontology annotation, cellular component: extracellular region. Gene Ontology annotation, biological process: extracellular matrix organization.
GAAGAGGGCGAGCCAAGAUGAAAUAAUUAGACCCCUCUUGUGAGACGGUCCCGCUGCGUUAAGCAUCGGUGGAUCGCCAGUCUGAUCCUUUUAUUUUUGAGACAGCUGUCUGUCCGAGGCAGAUCCGCAGAGCACCAGCGGCGGCAAUUUCGUAAAAUAACCACAUUUUAAAAUGACUACUUUCGGCUACAAGCAGCGGCUUUUUCCAGUGAGACCCCGGAUAUCGAUGCUUUUUUCUUUGUGCUGCGUUCUCCUAAGACAAGAGACACAAGCGAUAUCACUGGAGGACUGCUGCAAAGAUGGACACCAACGAGGGGCUCAGAGAGAGGACUGCACCUCUCUUCCUCUCAUCUCUGAGACCAAUGGCUGUAGGAUUGUUCAGGAGCAGUGCUGUACAGCCAAAUUGGAAGACAUAUUCUGCAACCAGGGCAUAGACAUGGCCAAGGACCAGGGGGCCUGUGAAGCACUGCUGUCUGGAAGCUCCUGUGAGACCAAAACUGCCAGGAUGUGCUGUGACUGCUGCCUGCUAGGCCGGCUCUUGCAGGACCAAGGCCAGACAUGUACCUCCAGCCUUUUGGUGGCUCACCAGUGCAAGAUGGUGUCCCAAGCGUGCUGUAGCAAUGAGACCCCCGAGGACCAAAAUGGCACCACAUCAGACACUGGAGGCAACAGCGGGCCAGUCAGUGGAGUGAACAACCUGGCCCAGAGUGACUGGUGCAGAGCUGCCAGGUGCACCCAGCAUUGCCUGGGCAAUGGAACCUGUGGCUGCCGCAAAGGGUACAAAUUAAAAGCAGACGGCCGUAACUGUGAAGACAUCAAUGAGUGUUUGCUGGGAUCCCACAACUGUUUGCCUGGUGAGCGCUGCAUCAACACGGCCGGGCAUUACCGCUGCCUGCGGGAGAUGAGCUGUGGCACAGGGUAUGAGCUCACUGAAAGCAACAAGUGUGAAGACAUUAACGAGUGUGAGCUGGGGACCCAUAACUGUGGCCCACACCUGGAUUGUAAGAACCUGCAGGGGUCUUUCCGCUGUAUCCCACGCGAACAGUGUGGGGAGGGAUACAUCCAGGAGGCGCUUGGCAACUGCAUCGAUAUCAAUGAGUGCAUGAGCCUGGCAAUGCCCUGCCCCCCGGGACAGAUGUGCCUCAACACCGCAGGUUCCUACGAGUGCCAGAGGAACAACAUUAACUGCGGACGGGGAUACCACCUGAAUGAGGAGGGCACACGCUGUGUGGAUGUGGAUGAAUGUCAGGGACCUGAUGCACCCUGCAGUGGACAUGGAUGCAUUAACCUGGUGGGCUCAUUCCGCUGUGAGUGCCGUGUGGGCUACCUGUACAACAGCAUCACCCGAACCUGCGAGGACAACAACGAGUGCCGGCAUUAUCCUGGACGCCUUUGCGCACACAAAUGUGAGAAUACCCUGGGGUCCUACAAGUGUAGCUGCACGGCUGGCUUCAGACUAGCCACGGAUGGCAGGAACUGUGACGAUGUGAACGAGUGUGACAGUAAUCCUUGCAGUCAGGAGUGUGCCAAUGUGUAUGGCUCCUACCAGUGCUACUGUCGGCGUGGCUAUCAACUCAGUGAUACAGACGGGGUUAAUUGUGAAGACAUAGAUGAAUGUGCUCUCCCCACCGGAGGUCACAUCUGUGCUUACCGCUGCCACAACACCCCUGGAAGCUUCCUGUGUUCCUGCCCCUCGUUCGGGUACAGCCUAGCGCCCAACGGUCGGAGCUGCCAGGACAUUAACGAAUGUGUCGCCGGAACCCAUAGUUGCUCUGUGGCAGAGAGCUGUUUCAACAUACAGGGAGGUUUCCGGUGUUUGUCGUUUGAGUGUCCGUCCAACUACCGCCGUGCCGGGGAAGCCAGGUCUUGGGUUGACCGGUCCGACAUCAUCCGCUGCGUGAAGUCAUGCCAGCCCAAUGACAUCAGCUGCAUCCUGGACCCAGUGCACUCUGUGUCACACACUGUCAUCUCCAUGCCGACCUAUCGGGAGUUCAACAAGCCGGAAGAGAUCGUUUUCCUGAGGACCAUGCUGCCGGCCCACUUAGGCCAGACGAUGGCCAACCCUGACAUCGUUUUCGACAUCCUGGAGGGGAACACACAGAACUACUUUGACAUCAUUAAGCGCUAUGAGGAUAACAUGGCAGUGGGGGUUGUCCGUCAAGUGAAGCCCAUCGUUGGACCCCUAAACACCAUCCUGAAGUUGACCAUGAACUACGUAUUGUCUGGAGUUGUCUCCCACCGCAACAUGAUCAACGUGCAUGUCUUUGUCUCCGAGUUCUGGUUCUGAGCAGAGAACCUCUUCCUUACAAAUAUGCAGACACACCAUUUCCCCAUCACCCUCCAGUAUCAUCCCCCAUCCCCUUCACAGAUGUGGUUACUGUGACGACGAGAGCAUGAGACUGCUUGCACUCUGUGUUACACCGUCUCGCUACUGUUCACAACGGCGUGAGGAGACUCCUCCCCUUUUGCUGCUUACAUGAUACGACGGGACGCCGCACCUUGCACCUUCUCUUUGCAUGCCCCCUGCAGUGUACGUCUUCUGAGCGAGUUCAGAAAAUAGCCAGGGAAGGAGAAAUCAGGGGGAGGGACAGUGAUGCAAGAAUGCCCCCAUACCUAGGCUCCAGGGGGUGACGUGAAAAAAAAAAUGGUAAAGGGACAGAAAAGGGAAAGGCGAUGAAUAAAUGAAUGAAUGUUG